AUGAAAGCUCUGCCGCUGCUGGUGUGCAUCUGUGCAUUGAGUGCUUGCUUCUCACUCAAUGAAGGCCACAAAAAGCAGCAGGAAACACAGCACAGACAAAAUGAUCUUCGACCAUAUAUAGGAUCACCGCUUCAUCCCAAAUUACCACCUAACUGGAAUCAAUUCAUUCAAAAGCCAUACCCUUUUGAUCAUCCAAGACACCAUAAAAUUCCAAAUCCAAGGAGAAGAAUCUUCCCAAGGCCAAAACCUUCCAGCCCACCAUUUAAAAAUAACACUAACAAAAAGACCUCUGAGGCUACCACGCAGAUCCUAUCUGUGACUCCCACAUCUAUCUCUACCAGCACUACUAUCCCUCCACCUCUGACUACUCUUGCUCCUAAGGCCACCACCACAUCUGCAACAGUUAACAGUGGCACCACAGGCUCUCCUGCAAUUACGUCAGCACAACCCUCUACAACUCCACUGCAGACCACAGCUGUCGCACCUACAACUUCCACAUCAGUACCACUCCCCUCCUCACCUCCACCGACCACAACUGCACCAAAUACCACACCUGCUCCUUCUACAACCACUGCUACCCCUGAAACUUCCAAAACUACAGCUGCACCCACAACCCAAACUAGUAGUAGUGCUACUACUCAAAGUACUACUGUUAAAAAAACUUCACCUUCUAUAGAAAAAACUCUUCUUCAAUUCUUGUCAAGUAUUAGUCAGCUGCGAGAGCAAAUUUGGAAUAUUAUAAAGAGGUACUAG
Rangifer tarandus platyrhynchus (Svalbard reindeer) is the source of this 753-nucleotide messenger RNA. The record is from the annotation of a GenBank genome assembly. Lineage: Eukaryota; Metazoa; Chordata; Mammalia; Artiodactyla; Cervidae.